CAUAGAAGAAGUGAUGAUUUCCUUCAGAAUUAAAAGCAAAUUAACCAAAUGCUCAAAUUUUUGGUGUGAUGAAUUGAGGAAUCAGUUUGGAUGGUCAGCUGUGCACACACAGUUAUUCAAAAAUUGAAUUUGAAGAACGAUUUAUAGAGCAGCUUUCUCUGGUCUUGUUACUUUUAUACUUGUGAUGCCAUGUUAGUAUGGUUUCUGGGCCGAGUAAGGCAAAUGAAUACACACUGGCUGCUACCAAAAAUCCCAAAAGAAAUAUUUUGAUUUGAAGUGGAGUGUAUUGAGGUAUGGAGGGAGAUGGAGCGCUUUCAGCAGAGGCUUUAAGCAAAUUUGAGGAAGGAGCGGGGCUGGUGUUUUCCCGUUGGACGGCCCUGCAAAUGGCCGUGCAGAACGAAUGGGGAGGAAGAUCUUCUGCUCAGAAAGCUCACCAAUUUGCUUCCGAUGUCGUCGCUUGGCUCGCUCACUCUACUCUUCCACGAUAUAUUGAUGAUUUGGAGGAGAUGCUAGAUGAAAACAUGCUGCUUUCUUUCAACACUGAAACAGAGGAUGGUAGUCUCGAGGAGCAGGUAGCAGAACAACUGAUGUUAUUGCAUGAGGAAUGUCUCCAAGGAAACUAUGAAACAAUUAACAAACUGCAAAUGUCCGGGUCAACUGCACAAUCUGUUAUGCAAAGUCAGCAGUCAGGAGAUGACUCUGAAGAUGAAAAGUCAAAUGAGGAAUGUCAGCCUGCAAUGAAGAUGGAUAUAGAUACAGGUCCACAGGAUGCAACAACAGACAAACUGGAGAGCUCCACAGCAAAGAACCUCAGUGAAAAAGAUAUUGCAGAUGGAUGGUCUGUUGUUCCAUCCAGACGCAAGAGAGGACAGAAUAAGUCAUGAAGAUUUUGAUACUGAUGUGUAGCUAAUUUUCUCUACUGAGUGGGGUGAGAUGUUUGCACUCAUGUCUAAUUCACUAGCUGGAAAGUCUUUUGAGCAGAUAGCUAUUUUUCUGUUCACCUGUAUUGGUCAGUUUUGAAAUCUUGCAGAAAAUUAUCUAUCAAGAGGCUAAUUAUUUAC
This is a messenger RNA of Cryptomeria japonica (Japanese cedar), 1061 nucleotides long. RefSeq lists its product as uncharacterized. Lineage: Eukaryota; Viridiplantae; Streptophyta; Pinopsida; Cupressales; Cupressaceae. The record is from RefSeq and is a predicted model, not a curated record. Gene Ontology annotation, biological process: maturation of SSU-rRNA from tricistronic rRNA transcript (SSU-rRNA, 5.8S rRNA, LSU-rRNA). Bases 294 to 884 code for a protein of 196 amino acids. The transcript has 4 exons. Gene Ontology annotation, cellular component: nucleus.